GCAGCCGACAGUCGACGAAAAAGGUGGAUGAAAUAGGCUGAAUGAAAACAAUAAACGAACAAAUGCGGCAACAUUUAUAGGACUUAUCAAAACAGAAAUUAAAGACUAGUGUAUUUCAGUAUUACGCAUUCGUCGUGAGUGACGGAGCCCAGUGUUUCGAGUGUGGUAAUUUGGAGACCCGUGCAAAAUGGCUGCCAUGCAGUCGUCCGGCCGACCACGCGAGCGCCUGCUCUAUGCGUUCCGAGGAUGGAUAGCCUUUGUGGCGUUCAUGGACCUGGGAACCGCAUUUCGUAGUUAUAUCGAGCGAAGGAGCUUCCUGGGCGAUCAUAGCGACACGCAGUUCAUCGAGGGGGACUACACCAUAUCCCGUAUCAUUGGCAUGUACUGCCUGCUGAAGGCAAUCGCACUAGUCCACUGCACCCUCUACAUCCACUACAGACCUGUUGUAAGCAUGGGCGGCUGCUCUUUGGCCCUUACCAUGGUCUUCUAUGCCACUGAGGCCCUCUACUUUCGCUCGAGCACCCUCAACUUUUACGUGAUCUUCCCAUGCGUACUGAAUUCUAUUACACUCUUGGGACUGAUUUACAUACCCAGACGACUGCGCCUAUGGGAGCCCAAUAUGGAUCUGGAUGAUGAGAACUCGCAGUUGCUAAAGCAAAUGACGGGUUACAAGCGGAGGCGAACGAAAAAGCAAUAAUUUAAUGUUUAACAUGGACUUUAUUGAAUACGUAGGAAACCGAUUGGUUUGGGUUUCCUCGAGGAACAGUAUUGAGGAGAAUCGCAUAUUAUCCGAUAUGGACUGCAUUGGUGUGAUAGAAAGGGCAUCAAGUAGAGAUUAAAUUGAAUAGCAAUACUGAAAGCAACGCCAAAUUAGUGAUUUUCUAUGAAUUAGGUACGAAAGAGAUAUACGGUAUACGAUAAUCUCGGCAUAAGUCAAUUUCUGACAUAAUCACUUAAACUCAUGUUGUACUUCCUUUUUAUAAAUCUAUAUGACACAAUAGAUUUUUUUUGCACUUAAAAACGUUGA
This is a messenger RNA of Drosophila persimilis, 1027 nucleotides long. RefSeq lists its product as uncharacterized. Gene Ontology annotation, molecular function: protein-macromolecule adaptor activity. Gene Ontology annotation, cellular component: endoplasmic reticulum; membrane. Lineage: Eukaryota; Metazoa; Arthropoda; Insecta; Diptera; Drosophilidae. The record is from RefSeq and is a predicted model, not a curated record. Bases 188 to 697 code for a protein of 169 amino acids. The transcript is spliced from 5 exons.